Peromyscus maniculatus bairdii (prairie deer mouse) is the source of this 4854-nucleotide messenger RNA. The record is from RefSeq and is a predicted model, not a curated record. Lineage: Eukaryota; Metazoa; Chordata; Mammalia; Rodentia; Cricetidae.
CUGAGGUGUCGUUCUUCUUCCAGAUCCUUCCUGGGCAUCAGUAAACAGGGGAACUUUUAUAUGUGACGAGUGUUGCAGUGUUCAUCGGAGUCUAGGGCGCCAUAUCUCCCAAGUAAGGCAUCUUAAACACACACCAUGGCCUCCAACACUGCUUCAGAUGGUUGAGACCUUGUAUAACAAUGGUGCUAAUUCUAUAUGGGAGCAUUCUCUGCUGGACCCCGCAUCUAUUAUGAGUGGAAGACGGAAAGCUAAUCCGCAGGAUAAAGUGCACCCCAAUAAAGCAGAAUUCAUCAGAGCCAAGUAUCAGAUGUUAGCGUUUGUCCACCGACUGCCCUGCCGUGACGAUGACAGCGUGACUGCCAAAGACCUCAGUAAGGUGGGCGCUCUCUUCCCAGUCCCAGGAGCCUGCCGACCGUGGGCUGCCUCACCAGGGGGAAGUGUGACUGCCAAAGACCUCAGUAAGCAACUCCACUCAAGUGUGCGAACAGGGAACCUGGAGACCUGUCUGAGAUUGCUGUCUCUAGGAGCCCAAGCCAACUUCUUCCAUCCUGAAAAAGGAAGCACUCCACUCCACGUCGCCUCCAAAGCAGGACAGAUUUUACAGGCUGAAUUAUUGGCAGUAUACGGAGCUGACCCAGGCACUCAAGAUUCCAGUGGGAAGACUCCUGUUGAUUAUGCAAGGCAAGGAGGGCACCAUGAGCUGGCGGAGCGCCUCGUGGAGAUACAGUACGAGCUGACUGACAGACUGGCCUUCUACCUCUGCGGCAGGAAACCAGAUCACAAAAACGGACAGCACUUUAUAAUUCCUCAAAUGGCAGACAGACGGCUCAGCCUGGAUGUGUCUGAGUUGGCAAAAGCUGCCAAGAAGAAGCUUCAGUCUCUAAGUAAUCAUUUGUUUGAAGAACUUGCCAUGGAUGUGUACGAUGAAGUUGACAGGCGAGAGACCGAUGCAGUCUGGCUCGCCACGCAAAACCACAGCACCCUGGUAACCGAGACAACCGUCGUCCCCUUUCUUCCGGUCAAUCCUGAGUACUCCUCAACACGAAACCAGGGCAGACAGAAAUUAGCUCGGUUUAAUGCCCAUGAAUUUGCUACGCUGGUCAUCGACAUCCUCAGUGACGCCAAGAGGAGACAGCAAGGCAGUCCUCUGUCCAGGUCAAAAGAUAAUGUGGAACUCAUACUGAGAACUGUCAGUAACCAGCACAGCACUGAGAGCCAGGACAACGACCAGCCAGACUAUGACAGUGUGGCCUCAGAUGAAGACACAGACGUGGAGACCAGAGCGAGCAAGGCAAGCCGGCAGAAGAGCCUAGAUUCAGAUUUGUCAGAUGGACCAGUCACUGUGCAGGACUUUAUGGAGGUCAGAAGCGCCCUAGUGGCUUCUGAGGCCAAGAUACAGCAGCUAAUGAAGGUGAAUAACAACUUGAGUGACGAGCUGAGAAUUAUGCAGAAAAAGCUUCAGACACUCCAGAGUGAGAAUUCAAGCCUCAGGAAGCAGGCCACAACCAAUGCCUGUCAGGUGCAGACUGGCCCUGACUACCCAGACACUUCCAGCCACCCGUCUUUAAAGCGCCGGCCAUCGGCCCGGGGCAGUAGGCCCAUGUCCAUGUAUGAGACUGGAUCAGGUCAGAAACCAUACCUCCCACUGGGGGAAGCGAACCGCCCUGAGGAGAGCAGGACAAGACUUCAACCCUUCCCUGCUCAUAUCGGGAGGAGUGCACUUGUGACCUCCUCUUCGUCUCUGCCUUCCUUCCCCUCCACACUUUCCUGGUCCAGGGACGAAAGCGCCCGAAGGGCAUCCAGGCUGGAGAAACAGAACAGCACCCCGGAGAGUGACUAUGACAACACUCCCUAUGACACUGAGCCGGAUGACACAGUGCCAAACCGGAAAGGACGGCAGAGGAGUGUGGUGUGGCCCGGUGACGGCUCACUGCCCGACCCAGCGGAGCCCCACUUGGUCCCCAGCCCCACGCUCCCCAGCACAGAAGAUGUCAUCCGGAAGACUGAGCAGAUCACCAAAAACAUCCAGGAGCUCCUCAGAGCGGCCCAGGAGAACACACACGACAGUUAUAUUCCCUGCUCGGAGAGAAUCCAUGUCGCCGUUACUGAGAUGGCAGCCUUGUUCCCCAAAAAACCCAAGUCUGACACGGUGAGGACUUCCCUCCGGUUACUGACGUCCAGUGCCUACCGGCUCCAGUCGGAGUGCAGAAAGGCCCUCCCGGGAGACUCGAGCUUGCCCACAGAUGUGCAGUUGGUCACACAGCAGGUCAUCCAGUGUGCCUAUGACAUCGCCAAGGCCGCCAAACAGCUGGUCACAAUCACCACCAAAGAGAACAACAACUGAGCUGUGAGGCGCGGCCCUGUUUUCUAGGCUUCUGGAAGUCCGGCUUCGGUGUAGACCUGAACUCUUCAGAUUUUUAUAGAAACGUUAAUGAUGACUUGAAACUUUUAAAAGAAAACUCAGUAUUAUUUUUGCAUGUUUUCUAACAGACUUCUGACUGUAACUUACCGUUGCCUUACCUGUGCCUGUCUGCAGCUUCGUUCCUGUUGUGUUCCUGUCACCAGGUGCUUAGAUCAUGACCAGAUGUGUUUCAAGUCUCUGUGCAGAGUUUGCUAAAACUCUUCCAUCCCUUACAACUCUCUGCCCAUGGCUGAAACUAUAACUGAUAUUUUUAGUAAAACCUUUUCUUAAGAGAGUUGGAUUUUUAAAAAAUGACUUCUGUUCCUUCCAAGCAUCGUGCAAUAAGUAGAUUGUCCAUCCUGUCAUAGACUCCCAGAGCUCGGGGUAUCUCCAGGCGAGUGUGGAGAGCAGGGUCCUUGCCUCUUCUAAAGAGAGCGCAUCUCUUGGGAGAGACAAGGAAAUGACCCAUAUCUAACUUUUAUAUCAUGUUAAGUGUGUGUUAUUUAAUAUUUUUAUCUUGAUUUUCUAUCUAUAAAGAUUUUACCAUCAUGCUUCAGUCUCCAUAAUGUCCAAAUAGUAGUUAUGAAUCCACCCUCUACAUCGGGUUCCAGUGGGCCACAUUCAGAGCAUGAGCAGCACCCAUUGUCAGGGACCUACCUUCCCCCCAGCCUGACAGUUCACUGAGAACUUACUGCAAAGACAACCACAGCUCUUGCACUGGGCAGACACCAUGGUGCCCUUCAUUCUGUGACCCCUCACAGCUUCCCGUGACUCCUGCUCUGGAAGGGUUUCUUCCCAGGUAAGACAUAAUGGCCUCGGUUUCUUCCCUUCACCUCGCUGCUACUUAGAGAUUAGGUAGUUCUCAGCAUGCUCCAGCUGACUGCAGCUCUCCCAUAGCUCUGCAAGGGAGGAGGUUGACACCCAGACCUCAGCAGCACUGGGGUUCACAUUACCUAAGGCUCUUUCUUCAUGCCCCAGCCCAUCUGUCCCAGCUUACCCCAUCUGUUUCGUAUGGGUGGAACUCAGGCCUGACCUGAGAGCACAGGCAGUGUAUGGCUGUGAAGGCAGCCACGUGUCCAGCAGGGCAGAGGGCAGCGGGGAGCCCCGCCUGGCCUGCAAGGACAGCGGCUCCUCUCCCUCUCCCUCCUCUCCUGUUGCUGUGGAGAAACAGACUUGGAGUUGCUAAAGUUUUGGUUUUUCCGGAUACCAGAAAUUUGGGUCAUUUUAUGCCAUUUUUCUAGUUAGAAAUGUGGGUAGUCAAUCCAGACAUGCCCACUGAACAGGCGGAAGUGACCUGUAGCCUCUAGGCUGCCUCUCACAGCCUCUGCUGCGGUCUGUAAACUGUAACAUGAGGGCUGGCUUUUUGUUUGUUUGUUUUUGUUUUUGUUUUUUUCGAGACAGGGUUUCUCUGUGUAGUUCUGGUGCCUGUCCUAAAUCUGGCUCUGUAGACCAGGCUGGCCUCGAACUCACAGAGAUCUGCCAGCUCUGCCUCCCGAGGAGGGCUGGCUUUCCUGGCCACCAGAAGCAGCCUCUGAGCCAACCCUGGAAGGCAGCGAUCACCUGCCCUGAGGUCACUGUCAGUCUCCUCCCGUGUGCUCUGUGGGAAUGACCAAGGUGCAGGUUUCCUCCCGGAAACAGCACCGUCAGUCAGGUUCUCCAGGUCAGGUUGCCUACACUGUGUGCAUGGCAAAGGGCCAGCACUCCAGAAACUCUGCCCACUUAUCUGUCCAUAAAACCCUAAAUGCCACAUGGCUGCUGGAGUUCAGUCAGUCCUGAGUGCUCCUCAGGCCGAAGCUUCCAGGUGGAGGCCAAGGAAACAGCAGGAGGUGCCCCACAAAGCCCCUCGUGAAACCUGGGGUCAGAACAUUCUGCUCCCAUAGGCAAAUGCAUCCUGUCUCAACGCUUGUCCUGGCCGGUUUUGCUUGUGGGUCCCAUCGCCUUGCGCAAGUCAGCCCUGCGUCCAAUCCAGCUGUUCUGUCCCUCCUUCCCUGUUCUUCCUUCCUGCCUGCGUACCCCACUUCCCAGGACCGAGAGGAUGAAGGUCCUGUUGGUGAGCAGGCCCCGCCCCAAGCUCCAUUUGCAGGAGGCACCGUGGUCUCGGCAUGACGGUUCUUACUUGCCAAAGACUCGAGUCCAGUGUUGCACACAGUCGGGACUAUAAUCACAGUGUGGGGUGCUCCCCUGCCCCCAGCGAGUCCUCCACAGCUCCCGGAGCCUCUUGUAGUCUCCUUUCCUUCUUUGUGCUAGUUGAAUGUGACCUGUGCUCCUACAAAACAAUGCUGCACAGACAGAAGGAGACGCAUGGCACGCCCGGUGUUUGCCUGCGUCGCUCCUUCGCCUGCACCGGCCCCCGUUGUCGUUAAACAUCCGGUUCCCGACGUUACUGUCCCCUCAUGUAAAACCAUUGUUCUGGAAAUUGUCCCUGCCAGUUAUGCAAUAAACAGUCUCUUCAA